Messenger RNA from Megalops cyprinoides (Indo-Pacific tarpon), 1689 nucleotides. RefSeq names its product opioid-binding protein/cell adhesion molecule homolog. The transcript is spliced from 7 exons. Gene Ontology annotation, cellular component: neuron projection. Lineage: Eukaryota; Metazoa; Chordata; Actinopteri; Elopiformes; Megalopidae. The record is from RefSeq and is a predicted model, not a curated record. Bases 546 to 1580 code for a protein of 344 amino acids.
GCAUUCACAUAUAACAGCGCUUGCUUUUUUUACUCGCUCUGGUUUCACCAGCUGAUAAAGAAAUCGUUCGGAACUAUUCAUUAAACACAAGAAAAGUGGCGUCGCUGCCAUUACCAUAUGUUUCUCCGAUUUUAUGUGACGACACGGGUCUUUAACUGGAAAGUACGCAUGUGAAGACUUGCGUGCAUCUGCGAGCUAUUCCUAGGGUUAUUACAAAUAACAUUUGCAGAUCAGAGGAGACAACCCGCUUCGUCCUGCCGAAAGCGCUGUCCUGCGUUUUUCAUCGUGUUGUUUUAUUUUAGCAUAUGGACGUAUUUACUGAAAAAUAAGAUUAAACGGGGGCUCAUAAUUUCUACUGGAAUUUACCAUUUUUGACAGGCGACAUAUUUUAAUGCAAUUUGUUUGACGCAACAACUAUAGGAGGAACACCACCGUCAACUGAACAACUUCUCGAGUUAUUUUUUUAAAGCACGUUAACUUUCUCUCACCCGGGAAAAAAGGAGUAUUUUAACUGAGUUUUCGUGGAAGUGGCAUAGCGACUGAAGAUGGGGGUUUGUGGUCAUUUCGCGGUGUCGUGGAAAUGCCUCGUAGCGAUGGCCCUAAGACUGCUGUUUCUUAUACCUGCAGGAGUGCCCGCUCGGAGUGGAGAAUCGUCUUUUUCAAAACCCAUGGACAACGUCACCGUCAGACAAGGGGAGAGCGCUGUCUUGAAAUGCAUCACGGACAACAAAGUGUCGCGGGUGGCCUGGCUGAACCGGACCACCAUAUUGUUCGCCGGGCGUGACAAGUGGUCCUUAGACCCCCGCGUCAUCCUUCUGGAUAACACAGCCGUCACCGAGUACAGCAUAAAGAUCCAGAACGUGGACGUGCACGACGAGGGGCCGUACGUGUGCUCCGUCCUCACCAACAAGAAGCCCAAAUCCUCCAGAGUCCAUCUCAUUGUACAAGUUCCAGCAAGGAUCGUAAAUGUCUCCACUGACAUCACCGUCAACGAGGGCAGCAAUGUCACUCUGAUGUGUUUGGCCAUCGGAAGACCGGAGCCCACCAUCAUAUGGAAGCACCAUUUAAACAGAGGCCACAAAGUGAUGAGCGAAGGGGAGUACGUGGAGAUAACAGCGAUCACCAAAGAGCAGUCCGGCGUGUACGAAUGCAGCUCCAACAACGACGUGGCCGCCCCGGACGUGAGGACUGUGCAGGUCACCGUUAACUAUCCGCCCUACAUUCUGAAUGCGAGGAGUACAGGAGCGCCAGUCGGGCAGAAGGGAAUUCUGCAGUGCGAGGCGUCGGCCGUCCCCGUGGCAGACUUUGAGUGGUACAAAGAGGACCGCAGGCUCCUCAAUGGGCUUAACGGAGUAAAAAUUGAAACCAAAGGUAAACAAUCCAAGCUUGUCUUCUUCAAUGUGUCUGAAGAGGAUUAUGGGAACUACACCUGCGUGGCGCUGAACACCAUGGGACACACAAACGCAAGCAUAAUAUUGUAUGGGCCAGGAGCUGUCCAUGAUGUGAAUAGGGCAUCCCUGUCACCACAGUCUCUCCUGCUGCUCUGGACUGUAACAUUGCUGUACCUUUUCAAGUUUUGACGCAGCUGUGUCCACAGCCCAGCUACCCCUCAGCAUCACAGCACAACAGACUUUCUGUUUCGUCCCAGAACAGGAAAACCAACAACACAGAGCGUUCGAGUUUUUUUUA